This is a messenger RNA of Drosophila serrata, 3866 nucleotides long. It is a transcript of the gene dpr12, whose product is annotated as defective proboscis extension response 12. Gene Ontology annotation, biological process: synapse organization. Gene Ontology annotation, cellular component: neuron projection membrane. Lineage: Eukaryota; Metazoa; Arthropoda; Insecta; Diptera; Drosophilidae. The record is from RefSeq and is a predicted model, not a curated record.
GCUCGCUCACCUCACCGCAAAAGUUUAGUUGCCAGUUACGGCUCCGCCUGCGGCGGCCGCUGUCCGUGAUGCAUCAGGGUAUCAAUUUGCGGGGCACGGCGCUGGUUCGCCGGGACGCCCGCAGGCCCCCCGCCUGUCCGAAGCGUCAUUAGAGGCCAGCCAUGACGUUCUGGCACGUGACGUUGGUGGAGCGCGUUCCGUUGAGAAGUGUGACACAGUUGGGGCAUCUUCGGGCCAGGCGACAGUCAAGCUUUUCGAAGAGAGCGAAGAGAGGCGUUAGUUUCUCUUAGGAGGCCUGCGCCCUGGAAGCCAUGGAAGUCAGCUGUCGCCGCACGGCGCUGUGCCACGAAGUUCCAGCCGGGGAACGCUCGCAUGGCUGACCUAGGGGCUGGCAGGAGCUUUCGCUCAGCCAAGCAGUGCGCUGGCGCGGACGCUCUCUUCCAGGGCCGAGGCGCACCCGAAGGCCACUGAGUCCUGGCCGUCGCGGGUCGUCCUGUCAGUCCACUUCGUUUGCUCAUCGAAAGCUGUGCACGCUGCGGAAGCGACGGCAUCGCUCCUGGCCCAAGUAGCAACAACAACACGGCGCACGCUGGCAGACCAUUUAGCACAACAAUAACAAAGCCAGACCGAACGAGGCUGAGGCUGAGGUUGGAGCUGAAAUUGUGGCUUAGGCUGAAGCUUGCCGGCGGCAAAAGUGCUUACAAUUUUUUGAGAUAACGCCUCGCGCGGCGCGUGGAAAGUUCAAGUCCGGCUAGAAGGAAGGUUCGCCCUCGUACCGUUGCAUAUCCCUACGGACGCAGUUGCGGUCUCAUGUCCUGCUGCCGGGGCCACUGUGAACGCGACUAAAAGCCAGCAGGAACAAAAAGUGAAAGCGGAAACGGAAGCGGAAGCGGAAACGGCAGAGCGCCAGAGAAACCGAGAAACUGGCAGCGACAGUGACUGUGACAACAGUGAAGUGUGCGGCUGCAUUGUCGUUUUGUUGGCACUCUGACCCAAAUCGCAGUGCAUCCGAGGUGUGCCGGCGUGAGUGAGUGUGCGAGCGUAUGUUAAGUCUGACGGUGCCCCUAGUGCGAGGAAUUACCUUUCCGAAGAGUCCAGUUGAUGCUUCCGCCGAGCGAUAUUCGCGAGUGCCGCCGGCGAGAUAAAUAAGUGAGAAACGGGUCACCGGAAUCCGUUCUAGCAUCAUUUCUGGCCCCAUCCGCCGCUGAGGAGCCUCGCAUGUAGCGAGAGGCUCACAUCUACUACCCGCUCGCUGCACAGAGCCCUACACAAAGCGAGGUCCUCCAGAACAUUACAUUAGAAACGAUUCAUCAUCGCCGCCACGCCACGGCACUACGCUUCUGUCAUUGUCCUGGGCGGAGGGAGAAGGCAGGCGGAACAGCCACUACAGCAAAUUGAAUGUAAUUUCAUAAAAAGCGAGUGUUAAUUUUUUGCCAGUCCCACAAUACAAGAUAGAUACAGCCAGUGAUACACGGACCCCUGCUCGGCUUAAUGUGCUAACACGCAGUGACAUGAAAAAUGAUGGAGAGCAUGCCGCCUCUGUCCCCUCCCCGCCGCUAGAGAAGAAAGCCCGAAAGAAAGAAGCGCGCGACGAGCUGCAAAUUUGCGACGAGCGGCAGGAGCAAGGCUGAGGAGCAUUGUAACUCGCAGGACAACAGGCCGACAGCAGACAGAAGCAUCGCAUUGACGGCAGAGACAGAAGGCAAAAAAAGACAGCGCUGCACAUUGGACCAGCAUCAUUUAUCAGCGACGCAUCGCACCCAGCUAGCAGCACCAGCUCCGACAGCUCCGACAGCCCCUCCAGCCCGCCUGGGCAUAUGUGUGCACCGGAAUGGUGGCAUUGUGUUGCUGCCGCAGCUGAAAGGAUCCUGAGCGUUCAUUCAAAAAGCCAUUAACCCUAAUAAGCAGCCACAACAGCCAGGCGAACAAUACCCAUCGAUGUGCCUGCCCCCUCCCCGGUUGAAGACACCAGGACAGCAGGACACCAGGACCCAGGACCCAGGACACUAGGACACAGGCAUAGGCAGUUUGCCGUAGCUGGAGGAGAGCUGCAACAGGGCAGUCACAGAAGCGGAACAGAGAGAGAUACGAGAAUGGUGCCGCCACGGCUGCUGCUGCGUCUGCGGCGACCUCUGCACCUGAUGGAACUGCGCAUCCUGCUGCUCUGUCUGCCAACGCUGCUCCUGGCCACCACCCUCGAGCCAGAUCAAAAGUCAAUACUCACAGAUAACGACUGGAAGAAGCUGUGGAUGCGCGGCGGCAUGAACGCCGAUUCAAAAUUGGAUAAUAAUCUCGACUCGAGCGACAGUCCAAUGUUCGAGGAUAGUGAGAUGGCGCACAACACAACCGUCCAGCUGGGUGGCACCGCCUUUCUGGUCUGCAAGGUCUCCGGCGUGGACAGAGUGGGUGUAAAUUGGAAUCAAAUAUCUUGGAUCCGUCGCCGGGACUGGCACAUCCUCUCGUCGGGGGCCCAGCUCUACACGAACGACGAGCGCUUCGCGAUUCUGCACACGCCCGGCUCCAACAUGUGGACACUGCAGAUAAAAUUUGUGCAGCGCCGGGAUCACGGCAUGUACGAGUGCCAGGUCUCGACACCGACUGGCAUCAUCUCGCACUUUGUGAAUCUUCAAGUGGUUGUGCCGGAGGCCUUCAUCCUGGGCUCCGGCGAGCUGCAUGUCGACAUGGGCUCAACAAUCAAUUUGGUUUGCAUUAUUGAGAAGAGUCCAACACCACCGCAGUACGUGUACUGGCAGAAGAACGAUCGUCUGAUCAACUACGUCGACUCCCGGCGGGACAUCACCAUCGAGACCACUCCGGGGCCACGCACACAGAGUCGCUUGAUCAUCCGGGAGCCCCAGAUCACCGACUCCGGCAACUACACCUGCUCCGCCAGUAACACGGAGCCGGCGAGCAUUUACGUCUUCGUCUCGAAAGGCGACAAUAUGGCGGCCAUCUCGCGCCGGAAGACAUCCUCGGCCGAUCGCCUGACGCACAUAUUUAGGUCGAUGCUGGCGCCCUGCCUCCUGCUGAACACGGUUGUCGUGAGACGCAUCUUCCUGACCUAAGCGGAUGUACGGGCCAGCGGCGGCAGCCGGAGCGGAAGUCGGAAGCACGACGACAAAGAAAUCCUAUUUAAGCUAUUCCAAGCGUUAGACCUAAACCUAAACCGAAACCGAGUUAAUAACUGAGUAACCCCGAGUCUAGGAUAAUUGCUAAGCUAAGCCCAGCGAGAGCUGCGCACUCGAGUGUAAAAAUCAAGUUAAUCCAAUCGCUGGCACAUACAUGUACAUACAUGUGUGUACCGUACGUAUGCCAGGCAUCUCUCGUACAUCCAGACAAGUCUAGAUAAGUCCUAGUUUAGUUGGCAACUCACUUCCCAUUGAUUGUGUACAGUAUGUUUAGAGGGAUUUUGUUAUACAUAUGUGAUUUGCGUUUACGAAUAGCGCCGGAUUACUUGCCCCGACUCCUCGGUUGCCGUACUCACUGUUAUGAUACGUACUGUAAGUUAUGCUAUGUAUGUAUGUAUGUGUUCAUGCUGCAAUCCCAGUGAGCCGGCUUUCCCGGCGGAAAUUUACUUCAGAAUGCCUCGGUUCGAGCAGUUGAAUGCGUUGCAGCCCUGAAACUUUUUCAGUGGAGGCGGAAUUUGCAUAAGUAGCCAAUUUGAGUCCAUUAAAAAUGAGGUAUAUUAUAUAAAAAACACAAAACACGCAUUAAAACGCCAUAUAUAACUGUUACUAAUUGCUAAUUGAAAACUAAAAGUAUAAAAAGGGCAGCCCAGAACACAGCAGUAGCGAGAAUAAGAACGAGAACAUCAACCCAUAUUAAUUAAUUAUGUUAUUAAGUUUGUAAAUACAUUUUAUUGCAAA